Molecule: messenger RNA, 2397 nt
Organism: Colletotrichum phormii
Lineage: Eukaryota; Fungi; Ascomycota; Sordariomycetes; Glomerellales; Glomerellaceae
Product: major facilitator superfamily domain-containing protein
Exons: 2
Coding region: 370-2082 (570 amino acids)
Biological process (GO): transmembrane transport
Cellular component (GO): plasma membrane
Molecular function (GO): transmembrane transporter activity
Source: RefSeq, a predicted model, not a curated record
GACGCGUAUAGCAGGAAUCAAACGGAUUGUUUUCGAGCUGGGCUGUCUUUGCUGCUGCCUGCGACUUGAUGCCAGACAGUCUUGGCGGGUAAGCUGGUAAGCUCGCUGACUCCAAGAGACAGCUUUGAUGUGCUGCAGCUGUAUGCAGAGCUUAUACGCUGACUCUAAUAUGCGACUUACGAGAUUACUGAGGCCAUUGGCCUAGGCAGCUCGAGUUCAGCUUAUGGCUUGCUGGCAUAUGAGCCUGAGAGGGGGACAGUAGAGGAGGUAUUUGAGCAGUCGUGAAUCAGGGCUACAAUGAGUGAGUUUAUGAUAUCUCGCGCUUGAAGGCUACGCACCCAGACCUUUCAGACGAGAACCCUCAAUAACAUGACGGCCAAGACUGAGACCCAGCCCCAAACAGGAGGCCCCUUGGAGAAGGUCGAGCCCGACUCCUCCUCCACCAAGGGCCCUAUCUCAGGGGACAACACCGACACAGAGCGAGGCAAAGAUGCCGUCGUUGUCGAGCCCGUUCGUACCGUCACCGGAAUCAAGUGGUACCUUAUCGUCUUCGCCAUCCUCUCCUCAACCUUCCUCUUCGCCCUAGACAACACCGUCGUCGCCGACGUGCAGCCGCAGAUCGUGCUGCAAUUCGACUCUAUCAAGGACAUUGCGUGGCUUGCCGUCGCUUUCAUCAUGGCGGCCACGGCCGUCAACCUGUUUUAUGGCCAGCUAUAUUCACAUCUCAAGCCCAAAUGGCUUUACAUCGCUAGUGUCGCCGUGUUCGAGGCGGGCAGCGCGCUCUGCGGUGCAGCGCCGAACAUGAACAGCCUUAUCGUCGGAAGAGCCUUGUGCGGUCUCGGUGGCGUUGGUAUGUAUCUCGGUGUCAUGGUCCUCAUCGCCGCUACGACGACGAUUCAGGAGAGGCCUGCGUAUCUUGCUAGCAUCGGGAUUACGUGGGGGCUUGGGACGUUGCUUGGGCCAGUGGUAGGAGGUGCCUUUGCUGACUCGGAUGCGACGUGGCGCUGGGCUUUCUACAUCAACCUCCCCAUCGGCGGCCUAGCUGCACCCGUGUAUCUGUUCAUGCUCCCGUCCCCUGAUCCUCAGCCCGGCGCGACCAUCCUACAGCGGCUGGUUGAAGUCGACUGGAUCGGUGCUCCGCUGAUGCUAGGCGCCAUCGUCUGCUUCACCAUGGGCAUCUCCUUCGGCGGCGUCUUAUACGAAUGGGACUCGGGCUCCGAAAUCGCCCUCUUCGUCGUCGCAGGCGUCCUGUUCAUCGUCUUCGGCAUCCAGCAAGCGUACUGCAUCGGCACAACCAAGAAACGACGCAUCUUUCCAGUCGAGCUCAUUACCUCUCGGAAAUACUACCGGACCAUCAUCCUCAUGUUCUGCGUCACGGCCGCCGGGGGCUGCGCCAUUUUCGUGCCGGUGUACUUCGUUCCUAUCUUCUUCCAGUUCACGAGGGGAGACAGCGCAAUUGAAGCGGCUGUCCGUCUGUUGCCGUUCAUCCUGGUGAUGGUCACUGUGACUCUGACGCAAGGAGGCAUGCUGUCGCAUCCAUCGGGGAAAUUCGGGCUGUACAUGCCAUGGUUCACAGUCGGCGGUAUCAUUAGUGUCAUUGCUUCCACAUUGAUGUACGUCGUCAAGACCGACACUAGCACGGCCUGGAUCUACGGGGCCUCAGCCAUGCUCGGCGCCGGCGUGGGGACUUUCACACAAGCGGGCUUCUCGAUUGCCCAGGCCAGCGUGCCAGCUCCCAAGGCUGCUGUCGCUUCCUCUCUGAUUGCCCUGGCGCAGACGAGUGGCAUCAAUAUCGCUCUGGCAGUCAGCAAUGCUGUGUUCCUGAACAGAGCUGAGAAGCGGCUGACUGCGAUCCUCCCGGACACUGUCACGGAGGACCAGAUCCAGGCUGCGAUUGCCGGUGUCGGGACGGACUUUGUCACGACGCUGCCGCCGCAGAUGCAGCAGGAAGUUCUCGAGGCUAUUGUCGAGGCUCUGAAUCUGCCGUACAUCUUGGUCAUUACUGCUGGGGCACUUGUCCUGGUCUGCAGUGUGCUGAUGAAGAGGGAACGCUUGUUCAUGACGGCUCCUGUUGGUGUUUGAAAGUCUUUGGAGCCUUGGGAACAGAGUGAGAUGAUAGGAGAUGAAGAAGAGUAAUGAAGAUGGAUAGAGAUUUGUAAUCAUGGUGACGAGAUUUUAGACGGAGAUAUCGUGGUAUAGGGGUUCUUCGAUUGGGUAUUAGAAUCUAGAUGAGACGAGCGUAAGAAUAGUGAGAAAUAAGAGGUUGAAUGUAGGACUGCUGAUGUUAGUCUUCCACCAUGAGGAUUAUCGACACGUUUUCCACUCGAAGAGACUGAGUCCUAGUCAUCACUUGGAGCAUGACUAGGCCGAGUGAAAAGAGCAGUGCUAGUGAUGAGC